AGAGCGCUCUUCCGGGGACCAUAACCGGACGUGGCUUAGUAAGAUGGGUGUUUUCAGAGCAUGAUGGCCGCCGGCGGAAGCCCCGCCUCCCUUAGCAACGGCGCCCUAGCAACGGCGGCGGGAGAAGAUGGCCAUGCAGACGGAGUGGCUGGUGCCGCUGGCGCAGCCCCGGCAGAAGAAGCAGCGCUGCGAGCUCUGCCUCGGCCCCGCCACGGUCCGAUGCGCCGCCUGUCUGGUCACCUACUACUGCGAUGUGGACCACCAGAAUGCCGACUGGAUCAGCGUCCACGCCAAGAUCUGCCGGCUGCUCAUCCCGCUGCGGGCGGCUCCCCCCUUCUACACCUCGGAGAAAGAAAGGAAACUCGGGGAGGAGCAGAAGCGGAACCGAGAGAUCUUCCUGGCUGAAGUGACCUUUGAGACGGCCCAGAAUUUCCUGCUGGAAGGCCACCACGAAGAUGCCAUCCCGGCUGCUCUCCACUCCCUGAAGUUCAGUAUCAGCAUCUAUGGGCCCGACUCAGCGGAGCUGGUCCCCGCCUACCUGGCCUUAGCCGAGACCAGCUUGGGCCUGGGGCACCUCUCCCAGGGCGAAGAGUAUCUCUCCCAAGCCCAGUGGAUUGUCCUCAAGAACCCCCAGUGCAGCUACAACAUUCAGUCCAAGCUGCAUCGCAACCUCGGACUCCUGUAUGCCGCCAGAGGGAACUUCGACGACUCUUUGUACCACCUGGCCAACGACGUAUAUUUUGCAUGUUGUGCUUUUGGGACAACGAGCAACGUGGCCAUCUCCGGAGGCUAUUUCCACAUGGCCAACAUUUUCUCCCGCCAGAAUAAGAUGGACAUUGUGGAUUCCUUGUAUGCUGAGGUGGUCAAUCUCUGGCACGAUCACUUCAGCCACUUCGUUGGAAUCCAGUACCAAAAACUCAUCACUCCCGCUGAGGUGGACCUGCUCUCUGUAGAAGACGGGAAAGAGGAAGACGUAUUGGAUGAGAAGCAGCGGGCUGAAGCGACGGAGAUGCUGAACUCCAUCUUGCAUUUCCGAGAACAGUCUCUCAGGCCACAGCCAGAGAAGGAAGCCAAACUGCUGCACGCGUUGGCCAUGUUUCAUUUCUUGAUCCACGAUCUGGCAAAGGCGGACGAAUUUGUGAUGAGGUUUCUACAGACGGUCAAGGCUCUGCCCACCCACGACCCAGGCGAGUCGCUUUACCACUUGGUGAAACUGAUCAAAUCCAGAGAAGAGCAAAGGAAAUAGCUCCUCGCAGCCCCCUCGAGCCGAUCCUGCUUAGCAAUUAUCCUCCAGUAAUGUCAACAAGCGAGCUCGUUUGACAGACUCUUGUCUUCAAAACUAUCUUGAUUUCAGGUAGACCUCGACUUACGACCGUUAGCAGCCAAUGGGACAAAACCCACUUCACAACUGUCUCAUUUAGCAACGGAGCUCCCUCUUUUUUAUGAUUCUAUUCAUAGCAGGUCUCUUUCUUUCUCUCACUCUCGUUUUAGCACUUGUGAUGGGGGAAAAAAAGGCUGUUUAGGGCUCCCUUCAAACCGAAGUUGAGAAUUACUACAAAAUUUCAGGAUCAAGUGGAAAAAUCCUCAGAAGACAUCAAGCUGGAGGGCAAAAAAACCUGAUAUAACAGAGAAAACAAGAACCUGCCUCUAACCAUUUUUAUCUUCUUUCAGUCUAGUUUCUCAUAUUUUUUUUCCUCUGUGGUCAUUCUGUAACUGAGCUGCCGUCUUUUCCUGACUAAGGGGGGAAAUUCUGCAGCGUAAAAAAUGAACUUCUAUUCAUAUUGCAAGCAUGGGGUGGGAAUUAGACCUGACAGUCUAAUUUUAAUUUAACCACCGCAAUGUUUCGCUUCUAUAUCUUUCUGCUGAAAGUCAGAAGCUUUUUCACUCUCUUUUCCUUUCUUUCGGCUUGAAAAGAGAGAUGAAACUGCAGCGCAGUGCAGGAGCCCAACUGACCGUAUUCUACUCAAUAAUUACAUUUCUUCCUAACUUCCCUGUCUGACCUCAUGGGUCUUCCCCCCCCCCCCCAAUUAAAAGGCAGGUGAACAACAUCAAAGAGGAAGCGAGGCUCGGUCCCUGCAGCAAGGCACGUUCUUAACAUUCUGCUGAAAAAGGAGAGGAAGUGACUCAUUAACCUUGAUAAUACCAAUCAGUGAAUUUGCUAGAUUGUGAAAGUAACACCUUCCACACCUCUGGAGAUGCCAGCAAGGCUGAACCAAAGGAUAAAUCUAUUUCAGCCAGAAAAUCCUCUCAGGCGGUGUCUUGGAAAAAGGGAGGGAAGAACAGGCAUGUCUCAGAGAAAGGUUCCACUGGUCUGCUCAACUGUACAGGGAGUCCUCGACUUUCAACCGUUUGUUUAGCGACCGUUCAAAGUUACAAUAGUAGUGAAAGAAAAGUGACUUUUGACUGGUCCUUGCACUUUGGCUGCUGCAGCCUCCUUGCCCGCAAUCAGAAUUUGGGUGCUUGGCAAUUAGCAUGCAUUUACAGCAGUAACUUCAAACGGUCACUAAACAAACUUUUGCAAGUCAAGGACUGUCUCUAGUUUCCUCCCCCCCCCCCGCUUCUUGCCCAGGUGGGAACCACAAUGUUGGAAGAAUGUCAACAAAGAAAUUCAGGCCCCAACAAGUCUCCUGGUCAUGAGGACUCAGCUUCGAGAAAAAAGCGGUUGGGAUCGUGCAACCGAUGUGUCACUUGCUGCAAUUCAGCACCGACAAGUCUGGGGUUGUGUCUGUGUGUGUGAGCAUCACAUGCCCGGAAAAAGAUAAAGCUGGUAGGGAUUAAAAAAUAUAUAUAUGAAAUUUCCUUUUAGGGAAGUAGAUUUUUGUGACAGGCAAAGCUGUCAUGUCCUGAGGGGGAAAAAAUAGACUUUGCAGGAAAUUUGACUGCGUGCAACAAAUCCCUUCGGCAUUUGAUUCUGAAAUUCCCGUUAAAGGAGAGGAGAAUUUGGGCAAAUUCUCACGUAUCGUGAGGGCUGUU
This is a messenger RNA of Crotalus tigris (Tiger rattlesnake), 2973 nucleotides long. RefSeq names its product zinc finger MYND-type containing 12 (gene ZMYND12). The transcript has 9 exons. The record is from RefSeq and is a predicted model, not a curated record. Gene Ontology annotation, molecular function: protein binding. Bases 128 to 1246 code for a protein of 372 amino acids. NCBI's taxonomy places the organism in Eukaryota, Metazoa, Chordata, Lepidosauria, Squamata, Viperidae.